Messenger RNA from Myodes glareolus (Bank vole), 5736 nucleotides. Lineage: Eukaryota; Metazoa; Chordata; Mammalia; Rodentia; Cricetidae. The record is from RefSeq and is a predicted model, not a curated record.
UGGUCUACAGAGCAAGUUCCAAGACAGCCAGGGCUACACAAGGAAACCCUGUCUCAAAAAAACAAGCAAACAAAUAAAAAAAUGAAUUUGAGGCAACUUGUGCUAGACAAGCCCCUAUCUUGAUGGGAGGCAGGGAUGAGGCAUUGUGGAGGAAGACAGGGGAACUUAACUGUCCUGAAAGAAUCCUCGCAGGAGGGAAGGAAAGGCCAGAGUAGCAGUCUUCUCUGGUUGUCCUUUCUUUGUACCUUAUGCUUUUCUCUCCCAAAUCCCAGAAAAGAGCCUUUCUUUGGAAACCCACCUACAUAAGUCAGUCCUACAGUAGGUCCUGCUGUGACACACACACCACCGGUGAAGUGCCCUCUCUCCUAAGGAUCCCUAGGACCCAACAUCAGUUCACAGGCACACUGGACAGCCUUAGGAAUAUGUCGUAACAGCUGCUGUUUUCCUCACUUUAAACUUCGUUAGACGUUUGUUUUUAACAUCUGAACAAAUUCCCUCCUGGAUGCCAACCUUAGGUUUGCCCUUGGACAGCUAUUUCUGCUUAGGGCCACCACUCCGUUUUAACUGCUGGCGAAGUUCUACAGUGCUGGGGUGUUUGAAACCCUUGUGUUUUACUACAUCUUUCCCCUAUAUUCUAAAUAUGCCAAAACACUUCCCUCUUUUUCGGUUUUCACAUUAGGUCCACAGGGAUCUUCUUUUUCAGAAACUUCUCCCAUUCGGAGAAAUUACAGUAACCACUUCUUAAAGCAGUUCUCUAGGAAUGGCAGAGCCCUCCUUUGCAAACCUCUGAAGCAGCGUUUUAAAGUGGACACUCCACACAGAAAGGGCUUUCCAGCUGUGGUUAAAUAUACAUGUAUGAAACUUCACACUUACCAAAGACUAAUUUUUAAAUAGAAAUUUAAAAAUUUGUCAGACAUAAAGGGAACAUCCUUUUCAAUCUCUGUGUUCUGAUAAAAUCUGAAUAAUACAUGUGUGUGCAUAGAUGGUCUGUGUGUGUUUAGAUGAUCUGUGUGUGCUUAGAUGAUCUGUGUGUGUGUGUGCAUAGAUGGUCUGUGUGUGCUUAGUCUGAGUGCUUAGAUGGUGUGUGGGUGUAUGUGCUUAGAUGGUCUGUGUGUGCAUGUGCUGGGGUUGCUAACUAGUGUGUUACAAUGUAAACAGCUUCUGUUUUCUUUGCAAUCUCAAGGCAACAGAUACCUCUUCUGUCACUAGAUAUUAACCAUCAAAGUAUAUAUGACUUGUCACAUGACGAUAGGGGGUGCUUGAUGUGGCUCCUUGCCUAGGAACAGAGAUGUCAGGGAAUGCCAGCGUUGCUCCCAUCUACCACUUUCUCUCUUUCAUUGCCUUUUCUUUCCUUCCAGAGUAGCUUGCUGUUCAAUAAAGCAAGUUUACCUCGCUAGCAAACACUUCUUUUCUUACCCUGACAACUUAGGAAUGAUUUCCUGACUCUUCAGAAUUGGAAAAGAAAAACCCUCUUGUUUUGGUCAGUAGAAAAUCAUUUGAUGACAUUAAGGAGCAAAGGUAGAAUUUCUGAAAAUGGAGUAGCUCUUGAACCUUCGCAUUAUUCCUUAGUUACUUUUCUCCAUGUGGCUUUCAAACACAAAGUCUGAGGCAGCUGGUGUAUGUAAGAAAAAUAUCCUAAGUCAUGUGAGAUGCAGCUGGACUUCCUGCUUAUAGCCAUUGUGCAAGAGUUCUCCAGCCUUCAAAUGAGGAAGCCCAGAUCCCUUCCCUCUGCCUUAUGUAAACCUUGUAGCUGAUCUCCCAAGUAUCGCCUGUAUCAUAUCUAUAAAUGUCUAUAAAGUUCACAUUCUAGAGAAUUAAAUCUAUGCUGGCCAAUCUGAGUGACCACUCAGUUAUACUAGUUUAAGAAAAUCCUGCCCCACACUGUGGUUCAUAGUUUCCUUCAUAUUAGUGAUCAUCGGUUUUUCUGCUCAAUGUUUGUUUUGAAGAUAAUUUCCUAACCAGUAAACACUUGAGGUAGCAUUCUAGAACCCCAGUAUUUAACCUAGAUGUUAUGGUAACGGCAGAACCCAGGUUCUGCUUUCGGUUUUCCCUACCCAGGCAGAAAACAAUUCCAGAGGAAGAGUGGACGUCGAGCCCAGUGUUGGGUAUGAGGCUCCAGUUUGCUAGAUUGUUUGUGGAUUUAGCCAUGGGGUCUGACCUCAUCUGACAGCCACCCCAUCCUUCCUGUAGUCUGUUAGACUGGUGUAAAGGGCAGCCAGGAUGGGCCAGUGAGACACCAGCGAGGAAGCUUUGGGUCACACGGAGAAAUCCCUUUCAGUCCUUGCCAUGGUCACAAGCUCAUAGGACAGCCGUAAGAAAGAACAGACGUGUGUAGAGAAGAAAGCUGGUCAGCCAAAGGACAGGGACAAUGCUCUCGUCUUGGAUGCCAGCAGUGAGCUGUGUUAACAAUAGGGCUCUGUGCCACUGAGUUUGAGAGAGGGAACUACACGGCAUUGGGACUGGGAGCUGUCCUGCCUCUAUCUAGCCAGCCAAAGUGAAUGGGGUCAGUGUUGGCUGCUUUCAUCUAUGCAGUCACAAAGGUAAAGAUGAUACUGAGGGCAUAUUCCCUCCUGGGAGGCCUUGACCUCGCGCCUCAGCAACCGUGGCAAGACGUGCUAAAUAACACCUUUGUUUGAGCCAGGGUUAUGCAUCGUCAACGCUUUUAUGCCAAGUCUAGGUGGUUUCAGAUCAAGCAGCGAGGACGUGGACAUGACCAUCCCUCUGUGCAGCUCUGAAGUAGAGCCAAGCACGCUGCCUGCCUGUCAGAGCCCUAGAGCCUAAGAAGUUCGCUCCUGCUGAGGGGGAUGGCCAGGAUUCCUGGACUCGGAAGAUCUUCAGCUCCGUCCUCGUCUUUGGAGAACAAGGAAGAGAACGAAAGUGAUGUGGCCCUUCUUAAUCCCAGGGAUCCUGACAGCAGCAGAGUACACACGAAGGAGCAGCUGGCACAUCCUGUGUCCUCCAACCUUGACCCAAGCAUGCAAGGCCUCCCUGCUGGGCUCAGCCUGGACGAUUUCAUUCCUGAUCACCUACGAGCCCAUAUAGGCCCAUCCUCCCGGGGGACGAGGGUGCCCGUGAUCCGGAAUGGUGGCUCCAACACCCUUAAUUUCCAGUUCCAUGACCCUGCGCCCAGGACUGUGUGCAAUGGCUGUGCCCCACCCAGGAGAGACGGUCCCCAGCAUCCAGACCCAGCAUGGUAUCAGACCUGGCCAGGCCCUGGGAGCCGGCCCUCUGCGAGCCCGAAGCAACCUGCCUCGCAGCAUGCCCAGAACUGGUCAGCCACAUGGACCAAGGACAGCAAGCGGCGGGACAAGCGCUGGGUGAAGUACGAGGGAAUCGGGCCCGUGGAUGAGAGCGGCAUGCCCAUUGCCCCCCGAUCUAGUGUUGACAGCCCCAGAGACUGGUAUCGGAGAAUGUUCCAGCAAAUUCACCGGAAAAUGCCAGAUCUACAGUUUGACUGGACCUUGGAAGACCCACCCAAAGUGGUUUCCUCGCGUGCCUCUUCGGCAGACUCCAGGCAUCCAGAACCCCAGCAAAGACCUGCCUCCAGGCCUGGCACAUCAGUGACUUCUAGUGGAAGAGACUGGCACCACUCUGAAGAGCCAUCUAGAAACACCUUUAACUAUAAUUUUGGACCAUCCUCUUCGGGACUCCAACCCCCAAAUCAGGUGCCCAGACGCCGAGAGAAAGGAGAGAGUGUCUGGACAGAAGACUCCUGGAACCAGUUUCUGCAAGAACUAGAAACUGGGCAUAAGCCCAAGAAACCGCUGGUGGAUGACCCCGUUGAGAAACCUGCACAGCCCAUUGAGGUCCUGCUAGAAAGAGAAUUGGCCAAGCUGAGUGCAGAGCUGGAUAAGGACCUGCGGGCCAUCGAGACCCGCCUACCAUCUCCCAAGAACUCCCAGGCGCCACGACGGUCCUUUGAGCAGCCCGCCCCAGAUCAGCGGCCCUCCGCCCGCCUGGCCUCAGCCUGGAGGCCCAGCUCCCCGCAUGCACCUUACUUCGGUUCUUCCCGACCCCUGAGCCCCCACAGAAUGGCAGAUGGAGGAGGAAGCCCCUUCCUGGGACGAAGAGAUUUUGUCUACCCUUCCUCAGCCCGAGAGCCUAGUGCCUCUGAAAGGGGUAGCAGCCCUGCCAGGAAGGAGGAGAAGAAGAGGAAGGCUGCCCGGCUCAAGUUUGACUUCCAGGCCCAGUCCCCCAAGGAGCUGACUCUGCAGAAGGGUGACAUUGUCUAUAUCCACAAAGAAGUGGACAAGAACUGGCUGGAGGGGGAGCACCAUGGCCGGCUAGGCAUCUUCCCAGCCAAUUAUGUGGAGGUGCUGCCUGCAGAUGAGAUCCCCAAGCCCAUCAAGCCGCCCACAUACCAGGUGCUGGAGUACGGAGACGCUGUGGCCCAGUACACCUUCAAGGGAGAGCUGGAGGUGGAGCUGUCCUUCCGAAAGGGGGAGCACAUCUGCCUGAUCCGCAAGGUGAAUGAACAUUGGUACGAGGGGCGCAUCACAGGCACAGGACGCCAAGGCAUCUUCCCGGCCAGCUACGUGCAGAUAAACCGGGAACCCCGACUCCGGCUCUGCGAUGAUAGCCCCCAGCUCCCUACAUCACCUCACCUGACAGCCACUUCUCGUCUAGCCUGUCACCCCAGUUCCCCCUCAGUGCAAGUGGACCCCACAGACUGGGGAGGUCGGACCUCCCCUCGCCGCUCUGGCUUCCCCUUCCCUAUCAGCCUCCAGGAGCCCAGAUCCCAAACCCAGAGUCUCAGCUCCCCUGGACCAGCCCUGUCCCAUCCUCGAGGCACCAGCCGUCCCGUAGACCCGGGGGCCUCCUCCCCAAGCACCACAGAAAUACACUGGACUCCGUACCGGGCUAUGUACCAGUACAGGCCCCAGAACGAGGAUGAGCUGGAACUUCGUGAGGGGGACCGUGUGGAUGUCAUGCAGCAGUGUGACGAUGGCUGGUUUGUGGGUGUCUCCCGGAGAACUCAGAAAUUUGGGACAUUCCCUGGAAAUUAUGUAGCCCCGGUGUGAGUGAUCUCCGUGGCAAUUUGGAGCCAACGAGGACGAGGUGGGGGAGCAGUAGCACUAUGGGAGGGAGAGAGGCCCCUCCCACGUCAUCCUCCCCCCAGGACCUGCGCUCCCAGCAUCUGCAGCGAGACCCCAGCAAUCUUCCCUCCAAGCCCCCUCGAAGUCCCCUGGACUGAUUCCCACCCGCGCGUCACAGGCAUUUCUUUGAGAGCACCCCCCCUCACGACCCCUCAAAUACAGACGUCUGCUCUGAUGUGGAGACUGCCUACCGGCCUUAUUGAGACCAGACCCCCAGGCUCCCAACCCCCCAGCGUUUCCCCUAAUGGGGACUGGCUCUUGCUUCACCCCCAUGGGGUUCCUCUAAUAAGGACCAGCCUCCUACCCUGGUGGAGACCAAAGGCCUCCCGCUUCUCACCAGCUUGUCCGCCACUUUACCUUCUGGCUUCCAGCUGGGCCUGGAAAGAAGGUUGUGAACACCUUGUCAGCCUUCAAGGCCCAGUGAGAGGCCUUGCCUCAAGACUUUCUCUUCCCAGAGGCCACUGACCCCCUGGGUAGGGCCUCCACUUAUACUCUGAGCCCUCCAACUAAGACCCACAACUGCCCGGACCUAUCAGAAGAUAGAUUUCCAGGGAGACAUGCUUGCUGCCCUAAUUCCCAGCUCCUCCCCAGUAUCUAGGUCCCCUCCUGAAGAGAAUGUAAAAUAAACAUGGAUACCAGA